Molecule: messenger RNA, 1346 nt
Organism: Ostrea edulis (European flat oyster)
Lineage: Eukaryota; Metazoa; Mollusca; Bivalvia; Ostreida; Ostreidae
Product: follistatin-like
Exons: 2
Coding region: 366-1064 (232 amino acids)
Biological process (GO): cell differentiation; multicellular organism development
Molecular function (GO): protein binding
Source: RefSeq, a predicted model, not a curated record
GCCAGUAAUUAUCGGGAUUAAUGAAGUAGAGGUGAUAGAAAUGUUCUGCGGGUAUGACUUUUAAAGAUAUCAAUGAAUGGAGUCCCAGAAAAUCUGAAUGACAUUGCGCACUGACAGUGAACCAAUGGAAGAAUAACUCCCCCCUCAGCCAAUCGGCGGACUGCCUAUAAAGCAGACGUGUGAGACAGAGCAGGCGGUGUAGAUACAUCAUAUUUUUGACAAGAAAGACGUCUGAAGUUUCACAAGAUGUAGCAAAUCAUUAUAAUGGCUACAGUUUCCAUCGCAACGAAAAUCUUCAAAAUUCCAAAGUAGAUCGAUAUUUUAAAAAAAAUAAUUCCCUGAUCAAUUUUAAGUGGAAUUUGGACAUGGAGUAUCUGUUGCCCGCUGUACUGUUAUGGACGAGUAUAUCCGUGACUCUGGUGCAGUCUGCUGACUACACUGUCGAUAAAUAUUCGCCAUGUCCCAGAAAAUGUGAUUCCUCUAAAUGCAACAAGCUGAGUUAUUGUGAUGGCGAUAUUGUGAAGGACCGCUGCGGAUGCUGUCCGAGAUGCUCCUCAGAUACUUGGAUCCACCCAAAAGUUUCUCCAGUGAAGCAAGGCGGUGCGUGCGAGCAAGUAAAAUGUCCAAAACUAAAAGUUUGCAUGGAGAACAUGCAAGGACUACCGUUAUGUACGUGUCCAAAUUUGUUCAUAUGUAGAAGAAGUAACAAACAAGUCUGUGGGAGUGAUGGGAACACUUAUAAGUCGCGCUGUCACGUGAGAGUGGCGUCAUGUACGAUAGGGAAACGCAUAAGAGUGAAACAUAGAGGUGCUUGUGGAAUGGUCGCCACGCAACAUAGUGGUGUGAACAAAUACCCGGAUGGAGAAUUUGAUAUCCGCAGCCGUCGAAGGAAAGAGAGGAGACUGGAAAAGAAAAAGAGGAAAAGAGAACGACAGAGGAAGAAGAGGAGAAAUAGAAAAAAGGCGAGAAAAAACAAAGACAAAAACCCAAAACGUAGAAAGAGGCGCCAUAAUAGAAGAAGACUAUCACAGAGAAAAUUUAGAAAAUUAAAGUCACGGACAUGAUCUGAAAUUAACGUAACUUCAUAGAACUAUUUAUAGUACGGAUAUGAUAAAUUUCUGUAUGUUUCUUUAUAAAUGGUCAGUAUUCAUGCAUCAUUACAGUUCAGUUGAGUUUUUUCUUCUAACAACUAAGAUAUUUCUGAUGUUUCACCCUCCCAAUGCAUAAAAACAUUUCAUUGUUGAUGUAUAUGAUUUGUAUUUUGUUAGCCUCAAAGGCAUACAUAGGCUAGUGCAUAUUUGAUUUUAAUUGUUUACUUAUUUUUAUAUAAAACGUUAGAAAGCCUG